AUGUCUGAAGAGAGGCACCACCGUGGCCUCUUCCAGCACAAGAAGGAUGAAGACAAACCCAUUGAAACCUCAGACUUCCCUCAGUCUGGUUACCCUGAUGAAGGACGUCCCGGCGGCGUUGGUGGGUAUGGCGUCACUGCCACUCAUGAAUCUGAAAUUGACUACAAGAAGGAGGAGAAGCACCACAAGCGUCUUGAGCAACUAGGCGAGGCCGGGGUUGCUGGUGGUGGUGUUUUUGCCCUGUAUGAGAAGCACAAGGAAAAGAAAGACCCAGAGCAUGCCCACAGGCACAAGAUAGAGGAGGAGAUUGCUGCAGCAGCUGCAGUUGGUUCUGGUGGAUUUGCCUUCCAUGAGCAUCAUGAGAAGAAAGAGACAAAGAAAGAAGAGGAAGAGUCUCAUGGAAAGAAGCACCACCAUCUCAUCUAA
Molecule: messenger RNA, 426 nt
Organism: Prunus armeniaca (apricot)
Lineage: Eukaryota; Viridiplantae; Streptophyta; Magnoliopsida; Rosales; Rosaceae
Source: the annotation of a GenBank genome assembly